AUGAUAGGCAGGAAGGCCCUUUGGAAUGAUUUAUUAGCAUAUAAACAGAAUGUCAACUGUCCCUGGGUGAUAGGAGGGGAUUUUAAUGCUAUUAUUAGCAGUGAUGAAAAGAUAGGAGGUGCACCAAUCUCUCAAGCUGAUACUGAGGAUUUUCAGAAUUUUAUCAGUUCAAGUCAAUUAACUCACAUCAGAUCUACUGGAUGCUUUUUCAUUUGGUGUAAUAAGCAGGAAGCUGAUUCAAGAAUAUGGUCCAGAUUGGACAGAUGCUUGGUAAAUGAAGAAUGGAUCCACAAUUAUACAUCCAGUCAAGUGGAAUUCCUCAUGCCUAGUUGCUCUGAUCACUCUCCUGCCCUAUUAACAAUAGGAGAUGAUGAGAUUGCGGGUAAAAGACCUUUCAAAUUUUUCAACAUGUGGACUAAGCAUUCAGAGUUUAUUUCUACAAUCAGCUCAGUGUGGGAACAAGAAUUAUAUGGAUAUGAGAUGUACAAAUUUCACACAAAGCUCAAAAGGCUCAAGCCUGUACUAAAAGUGCUAAAUAAGAAUCAUUUCAUGAAUAUAAGUGAGCAAGUGGAUAGAGCCAAAAGUGAGCUAGCUAACAUUCAAGGGUUGCUUAAUGAAGACCUUUUCAAUCCUGUACUGAUAUCUAAGGAAAAAGACUGCUUAAACAAAUAUGUCAGACUUAUGGAUUGUGAAACAUCUUUCUACAGGCAGAGAGCAAAUAUAAAAUGGGGAUUAUAUGGAGAUAAAAGCUCAUAA
This is a messenger RNA of Asparagus officinalis (garden asparagus), 756 nucleotides long. RefSeq lists its product as uncharacterized. NCBI's taxonomy places the organism in Eukaryota, Viridiplantae, Streptophyta, Magnoliopsida, Asparagales, Asparagaceae. Bases 1 to 756 code for a protein of 251 amino acids. The transcript has a single exon. The record is from RefSeq and is a predicted model, not a curated record.